GUCCGGAUGAUGUGUCGGUUCCUCUGAACUUAUUGGAACUUGAUCCGGUUUUUAACGCAGAGCCUCGCAGGUUGACUUGAAUCCAGCUCAGCCGUCAGUGGAUCUGCUGAGACGUUCAGGAUAAUCGGAUUAUGCGGCUUUCCCCUUUGACCUCUGCCUGUCCGUGACGGUUGCCAUGGAGACUCCGUUCUACCACGAUGACGCGCCGGCCGCUUCCGGCUUCGGCCCGAUGUCCGAGUUCGAGCGCUACCCGGGCGGGAAGAUGCUGAUGAGCAAGAAGGCGGCGUCCAUGGGCGGCGGCCACCACUUCCUGGGCGGAGCCAACGCCGCGGCCGGAAGGAGCGGUAACCAUGGCAACCUGGGCCUCCCGGGCAGCAGCGCCCUGAUGGCGUCCGGCUCCUCGUCCGCGGCGGCGGACAUGAACCUGCUGAAGCUGGCGUCCCCGGACCUGGAGCACCUGAUCAUCCAGUCCAAUCAGGGCCUGGUGUCCACAAGCCCCGCCCCCGGCGCCGCCAACCCCUUCCUGUACCGCGGCCAGGCCACCAACGAGCAGGAAGGCUUCGCCGACGGCUUCGUCAAGGCGCUGGCCGACCUGCACAAGCAGAACCAGCUGGUGGGCGGCGGACACGCGUCCCCGCCGGCGUCCUACCAGAGGAACCUGAUGUCCGGCGGCGACGUGCCCGUCUACACCAACCUGGGCAGCUACCCCCCGGGGCAGAUGCCCUACGCCGGGGGGCAGAUGGCAUACGGCGGCGGGCCGCAGAGCCGCGGCCCGGACGCCCCUCAGACCGUCCCCGAGGUCCCCCACCCGCCCGGCGACCCCGCGUCCCCGCCGUCCCUGUCCCCCAUCGACCUGGAGACGCAGGAGCGAAUCAAAGCCGAGCGCAAGAAGCUGCGCAACCGCAUCGCCGCGUCCAAGUGCCGCAAGCGGAAGCUGGAGCGCAUCUCCCGCCUGGAGGAGAAGGUGAAGGUCCUGAAGAACCAGAACUCGGACCUGGCCUCCACCGCCGCCAUGCUGCGCCAGCAGGUGGCGCAACUCAAGCACAAGGUCAUGAGCCACGUCACCAACGGCUGCCAGAUCGCCGUGGCGGCCGCAGCCGCCAAGUCCGCCAGCGAGGACUCCAGCUGCUGAGCGACCACACCUGGACAGGUGAGGAACCGUCGGCCAAUCGGAUUGCAGCGGAGGCGGAGCCAGACGGAGAAACGCUUCCGGUUUGGGAAUCUCUAAAAGCCGUUUCCGGGAUUCAUCCGACCCGUUUCCGGCUCCAACAUUUUAACGGAUUAAAGCUGAAGAAACAACAUUUAACUUCCAUAUUUUAACAUUGAAUUGAAGAAUUUCCAUCAAACCAGCAGAAACUGGAAUUUUCUCUUGAUGAUAUUUUCUUGCAGUUUUGCAGAAACAAACAUUCAUACGAUUCUUUUCUUCUGGCUGCUUCACAUUUAUGAAACACUUUGAUCAGAUGUUUUAUGGAGGUUUUGGUGGAAAACAUGUUUUUUAAUCUUCCUACAUGAAAAUAUUCAUGUAAAUUUAUUCAGAUGUUUUGUGGCUCAGCUGCUCUGACAGCAGCAGGCAAAAUCUUUUUAUUCUCAUUUCAUCCAGAAAAUAUUUUCUGAGCUGAACUUUGACCGGGAAACGAGUCGAUGUGAUUUUCUAGAUGAACAGAAAUGCUUUGAAUUAGGAUCAAAAUUAGUGGAAAAUAAAAGCUGUAGAAGGAGAACGCCCCCUGCAGGCGUCAGGCUGGCAGGUUAAUAAAUAUACAAUGAAUCCAGUUUCGUUUUCAGAUUCUCGUCGGUUUUUAUAGAUUUUAAAGAUUUCUGGGCUUCACUGGGUUUAAACUGGAGGUUCAGUUUGAUGGAUCUUUGGAUCGAUGCUGAAUUUUUCUGUUAUGUUUGAAACAAGACUAAACUCUAAGCUCAUUGUUGACAGUUUGAAAUUAAUUAUUUGCUUAUGUUUUGUCACUAUGAUCAGUUUUUGUAAUUGUUUCUGAAUCCUGCAUGGAGAUUUCUACGACAUUUAAAUAACCUGUUCCUCCAGUUUUAUAUGGUUUCAUAAAAAUUCACACAAAUUUAACUGAUCCUGCAACAAAAUUAUGACUUUAUUGCAAAUUUCCUACAAAAAUAGUCAAAAGCAUUGUGUGUAAAUGAUGCUACCUCCCACCUGCAGGUGGCAGUAGCUCCUACUUCCACUUGAUGUUCAGUUUGUGAUGAUGUCACUAAAUUCUGUAAUUGAUUAUUGACUGCAAAACAAAAAAUAACUAAAGCAAUCAUAAAAUCCUGGAGGGAUAUUUAAUGAUGCUCUGAAAAAAGCACAAUU
Poeciliopsis prolifica (blackstripe livebearer) is the source of this 2314-nucleotide messenger RNA. RefSeq names its product transcription factor JunD-like. Gene Ontology annotation, cellular component: transcription regulator complex. Gene Ontology annotation, biological process: regulation of transcription by RNA polymerase II; regulation of cell population proliferation; regulation of cell cycle. The transcript is spliced from 2 exons. Lineage: Eukaryota; Metazoa; Chordata; Actinopteri; Cyprinodontiformes; Poeciliidae. Bases 176 to 1132 code for a protein of 318 amino acids. Gene Ontology annotation, molecular function: RNA polymerase II cis-regulatory region sequence-specific DNA binding; transcription factor binding; DNA-binding transcription factor activity, RNA polymerase II-specific. The record is from RefSeq and is a predicted model, not a curated record.